Sarcophilus harrisii (Tasmanian devil) is the source of this 1154-nucleotide messenger RNA. It is a transcript of the gene PSMC3IP, whose product is annotated as PSMC3 interacting protein. Lineage: Eukaryota; Metazoa; Chordata; Mammalia; Dasyuromorphia; Dasyuridae. The record is from RefSeq and is a predicted model, not a curated record. Gene Ontology annotation, biological process: meiotic strand invasion involved in reciprocal meiotic recombination; meiotic joint molecule formation; homologous chromosome pairing at meiosis. Bases 253 to 903 code for a protein of 216 amino acids. Gene Ontology annotation, cellular component: condensed nuclear chromosome; DNA recombinase auxiliary factor complex. Gene Ontology annotation, molecular function: recombinase activator activity; double-stranded DNA binding. The transcript has 8 exons.
AUCCGGCGGACUCUCCCGGAAGGAAGCAAACGCUCCUUCCCUCGCCCCCUCCUACGCCCACCAUCGGGGGGGAGGGAGGGAGAAGCGGGCGCCGCACGUUGGUGGGGAAGGACUCCGCGCCUAAGCCCGUCUGGGGCCGCCUUUCAGUCACGUGCGCCGGCCGCCGCGCUCGGCCCAGCCCGCCGGUUCCCGGAAGGGGGGAGUCUCCAGCUGGCGGCGGCUUCCGGCCGUUUGACUGGUGGCGGGAGCGGGAUGAGUAAAGGCCGCGCGGAUCCGGCCGCAGCCCCCGGGCUCGUCCUGAAUUACCUUCGGGAGCAGAACCGACCCUACAGUGCUCAGGACGUGUUCGGGAACCUGCAGCGCGACCACGGGCUUGGCAAGGCGGCCGUGGUGAAGGCCCUGGAGCAGCUGGCGCAGCAGGGCAGAGUCAAGGAAAAGGUGUACGGCAAGCAGAAAAUCUACUUUGCGGAUCAGAAUGAAUUUGAUACUCUUAGUGACACAGACCUCAAAGGCCUUGACGAUGAAAUUCUGUCACUCACUUCCAAAGUCCAAAGUGUCCAGCAGAGCUGCCGUCACAUGGAAGCUGAACUGAAAGAACUGACCAGUUCCCUGACUACACCAGAGAUGUGUAAAGAGAUUGAGGAGUUAAAAAAAGAAUGUGCAAGUUAUACAGAGAGGCUAAGUAAAAUCAAAACAACUACCAACCAUGUGACUCCAGAAGAAAAAGAAAAGGUGUAUCAGGAGAGGCAGAAGUAUCAUAGAGAGUGGAAGAAACGGAAGAGGAUGGCAACUGAACUGUUUGAUGCAAUUCUUGAGGGUUACCCCAAGAGUAAGAAGCAAUUUUUUGAAGAAGUUGGAAUCGAGACAGAUGAAGAUUAUAAUGUUGUCCUUCCAGACCCCUGAGAACCCUCUUUCUGAAUAACGAAGUCAGAAGAAACUUCCUAAACUUGUUGUAUUGGAGUUGUUUUGAUGCUUCCUGCCCUUUGUGACUAGAGUCUAAAUGUGACUAGACUAAUUGGUACUAAGGAGGCAAAUGGCUGUGUGUUAUAUUAAAUCAGUUUAGUGGAUAUGACUUGAUAAAAAUCAGGAUGAAUUUCCGCUUAAGCAUUUAGUAAAUUUUAUUGCAAUUACAAUUUGAUAUAAAAAUAUUUAAU